Molecule: messenger RNA, 1132 nt
Organism: Postia placenta MAD-698-R-SB12
Lineage: Eukaryota; Fungi; Basidiomycota; Agaricomycetes; Polyporales; Adustoporiaceae
Exons: 6
Coding region: 1-1056 (351 amino acids)
Cellular component (GO): cytoplasm
Source: RefSeq, a predicted model, not a curated record
AUGUCUCCUGCGACGUAUCCGACUCGCCCACUCGGCCGCAAUGGUCCUCUUGUCAGCGCGAUAGGCUUUGGCGCCAUGGGCGUUGGUGCAUAUUACGGAAAGACGGACGAAGCGCUUGCCCUUGAGACCCUCACCUACGCUGCUAAUAGGGGCGUCACCUUCUGGGACACUGCAGACGUUUACGGCACCAGUGAGGCUACAAUCGCCAAAUGGUUUGCGACCACGGGCAGGCGUUCCGAGAUCUUCCUCGCAACGAAGUGGGGAUCGAUGGACCUCACUCCCGGAGCAGCGAACAUGUACCAGCCGAAUAGCAAGCCGUCAUACAUCAAGCGGCAGCUGGAGAGCUCUCUGAAAACACUAGGCACCGACUCGAUUGACCUAUACUAUCAACACCGCGUCGAUCCUCAGGUUCCGAUCGAAGUCGUGAUGGAGACGUUGCGGCCCUAUGUGGAAAGCGGGAAGGUCAAGUACAUCGGCCUCAGCGAGUGCGGGAUCGACGUCUUGAAGCGCGCGAAGAGCGUCCCCGGAGUAGGGGAGAAGCUGGUCGCGUGUCAGAUGGAAUUUAGCCCAUUCGAGCUUGAGAUCGAAAAGUCUGGGUUCGUCGCUGCUGCACGCGAGCUCGGUGUAGCCAUCGUCGCCUACUCCCCACUCGGUCGAGGUCUGAUCACCGGACAAUACAAGUCGAGGAAAGACUUUGAGGCGGACGACCUCCGCCAGCUGCUGCCCCGCUUCUCCGACGAAAACUUCCCCAAGAACCUCGACCUCGUCGAGAAGUUCAGCGUUGUGGCCAAGAAGUACGGCGCCACGACGGGCCAGAUCGCGCUUGCGUGGAUACUGGCGGACUACCCCGACUUCAUUCCCAUUCCGGGCACACGAACGGUCGCCCGUCUGGAGGAGAACGUGAAGCCGGCAGAGAUCCAGCUCUCUGCUGAGGACGUGAAGGAAAUUCGUGAAGCUGUCCAUGCGGCGGACGUCCAGGGCGGACGCUACCCGCCGGAGUUCGCGGGUAUCAUGAACGACAAGUGCAUCCCACUGAGCGAGUGGAAGGGGGAGUAGUUUGCCAAUUGUAGAAUCUCGUUCGCCGGAAACAACAUGUAUUGCUAGUGAAUGAUCAUCAGAGCUUGAGAGAAGG